Colletotrichum truncatum is the source of this 1680-nucleotide messenger RNA. RefSeq names its product major facilitator superfamily transporter. NCBI's taxonomy places the organism in Eukaryota, Fungi, Ascomycota, Sordariomycetes, Glomerellales, Glomerellaceae. Gene Ontology annotation, cellular component: plasma membrane. The record is from RefSeq and is a predicted model, not a curated record. Gene Ontology annotation, biological process: transmembrane transport. Gene Ontology annotation, molecular function: transmembrane transporter activity.
AUGGGCGAUUCAGACAACAAGGUUACAGAGGAGAGGAUCGAGUCGACUUCUGAUCUUCCCCAAAAGCCUCCUGUUGACAAUGUCGAUUACAAGCCAAAUGUACAGCUGGCUGAUGGAGAGAACACAUACCUCAUUCCAACGCCUAGUUCUGACCCGCGUGACCCCUUAAACUUGAGCAAACUACGAAAAUGGAUUAUCACGAUGACCUGCGCUACAUUUGCCGCCGUCGGUCUAGUUCAAGUUUCUGGACUCGGCGCACUCUUGGGCGAAUUCAUCCCGGAAUACCAAGCCGAGGGCAAGGGGAGCUACGAAGACAUAUCUCAUCUCAUGACCUAUCCUUCUCUAUUCAUGGGUCUCGGCAACCUCAUCGGAAUGCCUUUGGCUCUCGCCAUCGGACGCCGACCCGUCUUCCUGGGUUCUUGCGCUCUAGCUGUUGUGGGGUCAAUUCUUUGCGCAACGGCCAAGGGCUACAACGCGCAUCUCGGUGCUCGAAUGGUCCUCGGCUUGGCAGCUGGUCAAAGUGAAGCUCUAUGCCCUUUGAUGGUUCAAGAAGUCCACUUUCUACACGAGCGAGCCCGGUGCUUGAUGUGGUUCACCCUCUGGCAGUCAACCCUCAGCGCUGUAUACUCCCUUCUCACCUCCUACAUCGCCGCCGGCAUCGGGUCUUCGGGAUGGUACUUCCUCGGCGCUGGCUUCUCCGCUCUGACAUUCCUCUUUGCUGUCUUCAUGGUUCCAGAAACCAAAUACGACAGACCUCUUGCUGCGUACCAGGGCCAGGAAGCCGCAGUAUCACGGUUUGUCACUGCCCGUGCCCCGGGCGUUGACGAUACCACUGGCGUCUACACCGAAAUGCUCACCCGAAAAACCACUACUGAGCCUCGCACGCUCGACUUUGUCAACUUCAAGCCCCGCACCUUCGCCUCCGACCUCCGUUUGCUGAACCAGAAGCCCGAUUGGAAAGAGGGCUGGCAAUGCUGCACUGGCAUGGCCAUUGUCACAUUUUUCCCUGAUAUGUUGUGGGCUCUUUUGCUCAACGGCUUGACCAUCGGCGUCAACAUUGCACUGGGUACUACCUAUGGAGAGAUCCUACAAAAGGCUCCAUACAGCUGGGACUCAUCCGUAGUAAGCUUUGCAUUGACGGGGCAAAUCGUUGUUGCUUUCCUGGCUUUGCCUCUGUUGGGACGUGGCUCUGAUUGGAUCAUUCAAUUCUUCGCUCGUCGCAAUGGCGGUUUGCACAAGCCUGAGUACCGACUGAUUCCCCUCAUCAUUCCCCUUAUCGUGGGCACUAUUGCCUCGGUGAUUUAUGGUCAGGCGGCCGAGCAUCCUGAACGAUACCACUGGUUUGCAAUUGUGUUCGCCAUAAAUGCCUACUACUUUGGCUUUGUUGGCGCGAACCAGGUCGGCAUUACAUAUGCUCUCGACGCCUACCCGACUCGCUCUGGGCCUGUUCUGGUCAUCAUUUGCGCUAUGCGUGGCGUCAUUUCCUUUGGCACUAGCUACGGAGUGACGCCUUUCGUAAAGGCGAUUGGGUAUGAUGGAGCUUUUGGCGUUUACGGUGCUCUUACAGCUGGGAUCGGAGCCCUUGGCAUCUUUGUCUUUAUCUGGGGUACUCAGAUUAGGGCCAUGGUUUCCAAGUGGGCUGUUGCCGACACCUCUGCUUCACCAUCUUACAACCAUUAG